Molecule: messenger RNA, 782 nt
Organism: Aspergillus uvarum CBS 121591
Lineage: Eukaryota; Fungi; Ascomycota; Eurotiomycetes; Eurotiales; Aspergillaceae
Exons: 3
Coding region: 84-395 (103 amino acids)
Biological process (GO): mitochondrial respiratory chain complex I assembly
Source: RefSeq, a predicted model, not a curated record
CCAGCAAUCCCUCCACCCCCUCUCCGAACGCUCUGCGCCUCCGCCCUUUCGGUCUCCUAUUUCCGCCCUUUCUCAACCUCACAAUGGCUUCCGGCUUCGGUAACAACGGCGGUCCCUCCCGCUGCUACAACUUCUGGCAAGAGGUCUUGGGUUGCUAUGUGGUCAACUCAGCCGAGGGUGAGGUUGGCAAGAAGAAGUGUCUGCCUGCCUUGGAGGAUUACCACGAGUGCCUGCACCACAAGAAGGAGAUCAUGCGCACGAUGAAGAUGCAGGCUGCCUACCGCAAGGCGGAGGCCGCCCACCCCCGCGACAAUGCGCCCAAGGCCGAACAGAUCCGCAGCCUAGGACUGCUAGGGAAGGAAGAAGAGUCGGCUGCGUUCUUGACACGGGCAUGAGAGGCAUGUGGUGCGCAUUUAGGGAGUGUGGAUUUCAUGUUGAUUGUUUCAAUUACUACCAAGAUUCUGCUGGUUUGUUUAUCCUUUCUGUCUGUUCAUCACUGCGAGGUCCUUCACUGUAUAGAAAUGGACAAUUUUCCUUUUUGUGCCUGCCGGGUUUGUGUUGGGUCCAAGCUUGAGGUCGGCAAUGACAAUGGUCGCUCUUCAUCCAUGAUGAUGAUGACGAUGACAGCACAUCCGAAUUCCGGCAAUUGAUGGUGACAUAUCUAGAUGGCACUGUUUGUCAUUGGUCGGACCCCGACUAAUGCUGUGUGUAGUUCCGGGGGAUCAAUUCUAUUUGGCAUGUGUUAUAGUCAAGAGGUAUAUUGACAAGACAAAGAAACGGCG